Quercus robur (English oak) is the source of this 771-nucleotide messenger RNA. RefSeq lists its product as uncharacterized. NCBI's taxonomy places the organism in Eukaryota, Viridiplantae, Streptophyta, Magnoliopsida, Fagales, Fagaceae. Bases 290 to 601 code for a protein of 103 amino acids. The transcript is spliced from 5 exons. The record is from RefSeq and is a predicted model, not a curated record. Gene Ontology annotation, molecular function: protein binding.
UUCUUUCUCUUAUUUCAUUAUACGGUGAGCUUUAACUUAACCAAGUUGGGUACUGGGUAGUGUGUGAAAGUCUUUUCCUUUCAGCCAAACACUACUUUUCUUCGAGGAAUCAGAAAGCUUAAUCAGACAGAUUUACAUCUCUCUCUCUCUCUCUCUCUCUCUCUCUCUCUGUGGAAAUCGGAAGAGCACGUAGAUUUACAAACCUGAAUUGCCCAGAAAAAGAAUUUCACCAAUUAUCAGGCCAGGUCUCUAACGUUGUACCUCGAUCAUCUUUGGUGUACGGUCAAAUAUGGCUAUGUAUAUCCGUGUUAAGCGUAGUAAGACAACUUACUUCAUACGGUGUGAUCCUACUGAAACAGUUCUAGACAUAAAGGAGAAAUUGCAAGUCCUCAUCGAUCAACCAGUUAACAAUCAGCGUUUGAUCCUAGUUGGUACUGGGGAAGUUUUAGAGGAUUCAAAGACAUUGGCAGAUCAUAAGGUUGAAAAUGAUUCAGUUGUGGCACUGACCUUGAGAAAAGAUGAUAAUGAGUUCGAGGAGGUAGACAUUGUGCGGCCAAAUGAUUUUUGCCAAUCACGGGAUGCAGACACUGGCAAUUGGUAAAAAGACCCGGAGGGCUCUAACUUUGCCAAGAAUUUACUCUUUACUGUACCUUCUAAUCAAUCAAUGGCAUCUUGAAAUGUCAAUUGGUUCGAGUCCAAUAAGUAUUCUUGUACUUCUCGAUUAAAAAAUGUUGUACACCUUCUCAAGAAAUGCAUGCCUAGUGUAGAAAA